AUGAUUAUAGGAUCUUUAAAUAUUAGGGGGGGAGGAAGUUGGAUCAAGAGGAAACGUAUCAGUUGUAUCAUUCAAAGAGGCAAAGCGGAUGUGUUUUUUAUUCAAGAAUCUAAAUUGAGGUCAGUGUCGGAUAUUGUGGCUAGGAGUUUCUGGGGAAAUUCAGAUGUUGAUUUCUCUUUCUCGGAAUCUGAGGGAAGGUCGGGAGGCAUCAUUAUUUUAUGGAAAGCUAGUACUAUUUCGGUUGUUUUCAGUUUUCGUGGGACGGGCUUCAUGGGUAUUAAGGUUAGUUGGAAGAAUAAAUUUUAUUAUUUGGUCAAUGUUUAUGCGGCUUGUUCUUUGUCUACUAAGUGUAAUAUGUGGAAAGAAUUGGUGGACUUAAAACAGAAAUUUAGGGAUGGUGAUUGGUUGAUUGGAGGCGAUUUCAACGCUAUUAAAAAAAGAAGUGAAAGAGUUGGUAGUUCUUUGUAUCUUCAUAGAUCGGAAUGGGGUGAGUUUUCUAACUUUAUCGAUAGUUGUGGUUUGAUUGAUGUUCCUUGCAAAGGAAAAAAAUUCUCUUGGUUUAGAGGGGAUGGAGAAACGAAAAGUAGGUUGGAUCGCUUUCUUGUUGAUAGUAACAUUGUUUCUAAUUGGGGAGUGGUGGGGCAGCUAAUUGGGCAAAGGGACGUCUCGGAUCAUUGUCCGGUGUGGUUGGUUAUUGAUAAGGAGAAUUGGGGUCCUAAGCCUUUCAAGUUUAAUAAUGAAUGGUUUAAUAAUAAAGAUUUUUUGCUUUUCGUGGAGUUUGAAUGGAAGGCUAUCAUAAUUAGUGGUAGAGGAGAUUUUGUCCUAAAGGAGAAAUUUCGUAUUAUUAAGGAGAGGCUUAAAUGGUGGAAUAUUACCGUUUUUGGCAAGUUCGAUUUGGAAGUGGAGGAAGGGGUGCGAGAGUUGAAUGAGGCGGAUGAUUGUGAUGUUUUUGAUGAUGAGAUUCAAGCCUUAAAAAGAAUUGCUAGUAGUAGACUUUGGUUGAAUCUUAGAAUCAAAGAGAACAUGCUUAUACAAAAAUCGAGAUUAAAGUGGCUUAAUGAUGGAGACUCUAAUAGUAAAUAUUUUCAUAGUGUUAUGAAAGAGAGAAGGAGGAGGAAUCAUAUUGGUUCUAUUACCACUCCAAGCGGAAUCAUUGAUGAAGUGGGGGAGGUUAAGGAAGAAGUGUGGCGGCAUUUUGAUAGUAAGUUCAAGGAAGCUAAUUUUAGUAGACCGGUUCUUGAUAAUGUGGAGUUUAACUCUUUUGUCUUCGGAGGAAAGCGCUUCCCUUGA
Vicia villosa (hairy vetch) is the source of this 1290-nucleotide messenger RNA. RefSeq lists its product as uncharacterized. The record is from RefSeq and is a predicted model, not a curated record. The transcript has a single exon. The coding region runs from base 1 to 1290 and encodes 429 amino acids. Gene Ontology annotation, molecular function: catalytic activity. Lineage: Eukaryota; Viridiplantae; Streptophyta; Magnoliopsida; Fabales; Fabaceae.